Messenger RNA from Heterobilharzia americana, 814 nucleotides. Lineage: Eukaryota; Metazoa; Platyhelminthes; Trematoda; Strigeidida; Schistosomatidae. The record is from the annotation of a GenBank genome assembly.
GUUCUGUGGCUGCAGGUGGUAUUUCUGGACAAGUUGCAGGUGGUGGUGGUGGUGGUGGUGGUGAUGGUCGAUUCAAGAGCUUUUUGAAGUGGUCAGCCCAUUGUUUCCUUUGUUCUUCCUCUUUGGCAACUAGGUUUCCUUCAUCAUCUUUUAUUGGUUUCAUCUGUGUUGAUCUCUUCCCAGAUAGUAACUUGGUUAUUUGAUACAAUGUUGUCAGGUCUCUCUUACCUGCAGCCUGUUCUGCUCCAAAUGCCAGUGUUGCGUAGAAGUGUCUUUUGUCUGUCCGCGCACUCUUCUUCACUUCUUUGUCCAGUGUUUUAUGCAUUGUACUCAGUUCCUUCUCUCUUUGAGCAUCCUUACACUGGUUCAUCUUCUGCUACACCAUUCUUCUCUCCCGACUCUAUCAGCUUCCAUGUGUCCGUCGAGAUCCAUUCCUUGUCUUCUUUUUUCUUCCUUCCUAAUGACGCUGUGCAGGUUUCUUUCCCCAUAGCUUUCAAAGACUUCCAGCGUUCUUCCACACAGAUUUCUUCAGGGCCGUUCCUCGAUAUUUCCCAUUUUGUCUUGAUGGCUGACGUGAAGAUUUCCUUUGUAGUUUCAUCCUUCAGUUUCCGAGUGUUGUACUUGAACUGUGGUCUAUCACCAACUUCUGUGAAGGCUUUCAACUUGAUUUGGAAGGUUUCUUGCACUAGUUAGUGAGUGAUGUGAACCUACAUCUGCUCCUCUUCUUGACCGUGUGUCAAGUAGGCUGUGUCUCCACUUUCUUAAGAUUGAGAUGAAGUCGAUCUGAUUUUUAGUGUAUUGUGUUCAUCUGGUG